Podarcis raffonei (Aeolian wall lizard) is the source of this 1313-nucleotide messenger RNA. RefSeq lists its product as uncharacterized. NCBI's taxonomy places the organism in Eukaryota, Metazoa, Chordata, Lepidosauria, Squamata, Lacertidae. The record is from RefSeq and is a predicted model, not a curated record. Bases 286 to 1290 code for a protein of 334 amino acids. The transcript is spliced from 2 exons.
GGGCCGGGGUGGGAGAGUGCUAGAGUCCUGUCUAGUCAAGUUGCGUGGGAUCAAUUCCAAUCUGUUACCUCCGAGGAUGUGGACAGGCUGCUUGGACGAGUGAAGCCAACCACCUGUCUCCUGGAUCCUUGCCCAUCCUGGCUUAUAAAAGCUAGCCGGGAAGGACUGGGCAAUGGGCUUCGUGGGGUGGUGAAUGCUUCCCUCCGUGAGGGAGCCUUCCCAGACCAGCUGAAAGAGGCGGUUAUUAAACCGCUUCUUAAAAAACCAUCUUUAGAUGCGGCCACGAUGGUCAACUAUCGCCCAGUCUCAAAUCUUCCAUUCUUGGGCAAGGUGAUUGAGCGAGUGGUUGCUGAACAACUCCAGGCACGCCUGGAAGAAGCGGACCAUUUGGAUCCCUUCCAGUCAGGAUUCAGGCCUCAUCAUGGGACUGAAACUGCCUUGGUCGCACUGGUUGAUGAUCUCCGGCGGGCUAGGGACAAAGAACCAGUGAAGGCGGUGAAGGUCCUGUGUGAGUGUCUGGAGGCGGUUGGAGGAUGGAUGGCGGCUAACAGAUUGAGGUUAAAUCCUGACAAGACAGAAGUACUGUUUUUGGGGGACAGGAGGCGGGCAGGUGUGGAGGAUUCCCUGGUCCUGAAUGGGGUAACUGUGCCCCUGAAGGACCAGGUGCGCAGCCUGGGAGUCAUUUUGGACUCACAGCUGUCCAUGGAGGCACAGGUCAAAUCUGUGUCCAGGGCAGCUGUUUACCAGCUCCAUCUGGUACGUAGGCUGAGACCCUAUCUGCCUGCGGACUGUCUCGCCAGAGUGGUGCAUGCUCUGGUUAUCUCCCGCUUGGACUACUGCAAUGCGCUCUACGUGGGGCUACCUUUGAAGGUGACUCGGAAACUACAACUAAUCCAGAAUGCGGCAGCUAGACUGGUGACUGGGGGCGGCCGCCGAGACCAUAUAACACCGGUCUUGAAAGACCUACAUUGGCUCCCAGUACGUUUCCGAGCACAAUUCAAAGUGUUGGUGCUGACCUUUAAAGCCCUAAACGGCCUCGGUCCAGUAUACCUGAAGGAGUGUCUCCACCCCCAUCGUUCUGCCCGGACGCUGAGGUCCAGCGCCGAGGGCCUUCUGGUGGUUCCCUCAUUGCGAGAAGCAAAGCUACAGGGAACCAGGCAGAGGGCCUUCUCGGUAGUGGCGCCCGCCCUGUGGAACGCCCUUCCAGCAGAUGUCAAAGCGAUAAACAACUACCUGACAUUCAGAAGACAUCUUAAGGCAGCCCUGUUCAGGGAAGUUUUUAACGUGUGAUAUUUUAGUGUAUUUUUGGUUUC